AUGUUCAACAUGAAACCCGACCUGUUGAACGUCACAGCGAGUGAGCUGCAGCGCCUACUGACCGACGGACGCAUCACCAGCCUCGAUCUUGUACGCCAAUACCACAACCAGAUCUUCAAACACAACGACAGACUCAAGGCUAUGAUAUCGAUCUCGCCGCUUCCACAUCUAGAGAUGAUUGCGGUUAAGCUGGAUGAUGAAAGAAGGAGGGGGGUUGUGAGGAGUGCGCUGCAUGGUAUACCAUUCAUCGUUAAGGAUGCUAUGGAUACGUCAAGCGAGUUCCAGCUCGAAUCCACGAAUGGUGGGUGGGCGUUUGUGGGGUCUCAGCCGAGAGAGACUGCUAGGGUUGUUAGGAUGACGGUGGAUGCUGGGAUGAUCUUGAUGGGGAAGGCGAAUCUUUCUCAAUUCGGAAACUGGAAGGCAUCCGGCAUGAGCGGCGGCUGGUCUGCACGUGGAGGCCAGACACAAUCCGCAUAUGUACGCGGCGGUGUAGUCAACGACGGUAUCUACGGCCAUUCGAACCCAUCCGGCUCAUCAACAGGAUCGGCUGUAGCCGUGAGUGCAGGCUUUGCGCCUGUAUCCAUCGGUGCUGACUUUAACGGUUCUCUCACGAACCCAGCUACCCGUGCUGCCCUGUUUACUAUACGCACUACGCCCGGUAUAGUAUCGGAACAUGGGGCAUUCCCGUUCUCGAAGAACAGGGAUAGUGUUGGGCCUAUGGCGAAGAGUGUGGAGGAUCUUGUUGGUUUGCUUAAUGUCGUCGUGGAUCUUUCACACUCGGAAGUGCCCGACCGAGGGUAUAACACGUCUCUUUCUCGCGACUGGAAAGAUAUCUCUUUCGGCACCUUGAAUCCAAGCCACUGGCGUCUACCAGAAGCCGUUCAGAAGCCGCAACCUGGAGCUUUGGAUCAAAUUAUACGAGAGACACUUGCAGCCUACAAGAAGAUAUCAACCCUAGCCAAACUCGUCGUCGGCCUAGUCAGCUUGGUCUCUGAUGAAACAUUAGACGAAAGCAUGAACGACGUCCUAGCCACAAUCAAAAACGAUUUCUCCACCCUCUUCGAAGCCUACACAAACGGCCUGGUCACCCCCAAAGUCAAGACCCUCGCGGAACUAAUCAAUUUCAACGAAACAAAUCGCGACAUCGAGUUACCAGACUACUCCCCUCGACAAGACAAGCUCACCCAAAGUCUGGAAGAUGCCAACUCGCUCACGGAUGCAGAGUAUCACCGUCUUGAUGUAAAGGCGACCGCGUCGGCCGCUGAUGAUGCGAUCGAUAAGAUGCUUCGUGAGCACAAUGUCAACGUGAUAAUAGGGCCAGCAGAUAGCCGUCUACCCGAUGUUGUUGCUUUAGCUAGUAGGUACUGCCGUGUAUGUUAA
Alternaria conjuncta is the source of this 1380-nucleotide messenger RNA. RefSeq lists its product as uncharacterized. The record is from RefSeq and is a predicted model, not a curated record. The coding region runs from base 1 to 1380 and encodes 459 amino acids. NCBI's taxonomy places the organism in Eukaryota, Fungi, Ascomycota, Dothideomycetes, Pleosporales, Pleosporaceae. The transcript has 8 exons.